This is a messenger RNA of Phycomyces blakesleeanus NRRL 1555(-), 981 nucleotides long. RefSeq lists its product as hypothetical. NCBI's taxonomy places the organism in Eukaryota, Fungi, Mucoromycota, Mucoromycetes, Mucorales, Phycomycetaceae. The transcript has 4 exons. Bases 1 to 981 code for a protein of 326 amino acids. The record is from RefSeq and is a predicted model, not a curated record.
AUGACUAACACAAGACGUGAACGCGCAAUUGCCCUUCGUCCUGUUGAGAUUACCAAUCAGCAGCUUAUGGAAAUACUUUCUACUGUGAGAGCUGAUAUGUCUACCGUAAAAGAACAGAUCGGCAAUGUUGAGCAAACUCUGACCAACAUGAAUGGCAGAAUUGGCGUUCUUGCCACCACCAGCACCAAAACCAUCAGUGCCAUAGAUAGUUUGGCCAGAACUCCCCUUGCUGCUCCUGUGAGAGCUGAACUCACUGUUGCUGCACCUGUUGUCAUCUCCAACCAUGAGCCUACCCGUGAAGAAUCUAAUGCAGUUUAUCUUAGCUUGAGAACGCCAGAAAAUAUCCUGGCCAACAACCUCAAGCCCAGAUGGGAUACAAAUGUUGCUUUCAACAAAUCUCCCAACAGGGAGAUAGCCAAGAGACUUCUUUUUAACCUUGAGCACAUGUUUGGUUCCUCUAGUAUGAGACAGAGUGACCUCCGAAAGAGGUUGCACACCAACUUCACUAGUAGAACCCGUCAUGAGAGAAUGUCUGAUGAUGAGAUAGUGGAAACAAACGCUCUUACACAAAGAGCAGCCCGUGCAGAUGAUAAUGAGUGUUGCCGUGUACUGGCCUACAAAGACAAUAAGGAGGCAAUUGAUCUUGUAAUGCUCAGAGACUGUGCCAACACUCUCCAAAAAGCAGUAAUGUCAGAUGGAGAGUCUGCCGAUGAAAUGGAUGAGGAUGGCAUAAAACAUGUCAUUCAUAUUGUACAACCAGGCUGGAGAAGCGAUGAGUGUAUUAUUAUAUUGAGUGAAUUAUUAACGAAUGUAUUUCAGUGCAACCAUUUCAUUGCACUUGUUGACACUUAUGCUGUCCAGGCCAUGGGGUCAAGUGCUAAUCAAAGGAUCCGUAGGAUCACUACUAGUGUGUCCAACUCAGCAGUCCCGGAUAACAUUAGCCCCAAUUUUCCUUGGUGGGCUCUUAGAGAUGGGCUCUAA